Drosophila ficusphila is the source of this 1602-nucleotide messenger RNA. RefSeq lists its product as uncharacterized. Gene Ontology annotation, molecular function: protein phosphatase regulator activity. Lineage: Eukaryota; Metazoa; Arthropoda; Insecta; Diptera; Drosophilidae. The record is from RefSeq and is a predicted model, not a curated record. Gene Ontology annotation, biological process: response to endoplasmic reticulum stress. The transcript is spliced from 2 exons. The coding region runs from base 359 to 1336 and encodes 325 amino acids. Gene Ontology annotation, cellular component: endoplasmic reticulum; protein phosphatase type 1 complex.
UGUAAUCGAUAAAUUUUCAGCUCUAGUGAAAAAGUAUGGAACUAUUCUGGUAUAAAACGUGUAAAACUCUGAAUAUUAUUGUGCCUGGACUUUAUAUCUCGCUAUAUACGCUCAAAACGAAAGCAGAACUAGCUUACAACUGAAAAACACAUUUGGACAAUCUAUCGGAUGCAAGAUAUACGUAACAUUUCACCAUAUAUGUGCGUUAUUUCACUCCCCAUCACAUUAGUUAAUCGCAGUAGUCAUGGAUAAGUCUGCCUCAAAUUGAGCUGGCCACAAUGCCACCCAAAGCCAAACAGAAAAAAAUGGCUUUUCGCAAGGGAUACCCAUCACAACAUACUUGUGUCUUUAAGUUCAGAUGUCGAGAUUUCAUACCCUUAUGGGCGCGCUGUUUGACCCCUUCAUCUUUGUUCUCCGCCUGAUUGCGAACAUGAGUUCCCCAAUUUACGAGCACUAUCGGUGCGGACCUACGUCGCGUCCCCUUCCUACUGCGUCUUUGUGGACACCAAGCAAGGGCCAUCAGGAGCCUGCUGCCAAGCCGUCUGAGGUGUCCGAGGAUUUACGGAUACCGCCAAUACAGCCAGAUCCCAUGGAUCCGCUCGCCACCAUGAUGUCCUUCAAACUGAUGGCUAUGGACGUGGUCAGCCAGAUGCAGACCGCCCUUCACAAGUGUGUUAACGCGCAGAGUCCGCCGUGCGCCAAAAUGGCGGGACUCGAGCUUGACGCUCUGCGCCGUUGCGUCCCCUCUUCUUGCUACUUCUUUAUCGACCUUCACCCGCGUCACGGAUUCAAGGAGGCUGCAGAUGAGUUCCCCACUAGUCAAGUGUCCAGUGACAAGAACAACAAUUCGGGAAGCUCUGGGGGAUCGCCUGCCAAGGGUUCCUUGCAGCGACAGCGCAGCAUCUCGGAGUGCAGCGAGGAUAGCUUCAUCUGCUUCGAAGACGACACCGAAGGAGAGAAUGAAAAUGACAUUGAAGAGGAUGACAAUGAGGAUGAUGAUGACGACGACGACAGCAGCGUGCAGUUCGUGUGCGGUGAAGAUGAGGAUUACGAGGAGCCCAAGGCGUAUGAAUGCAGCCAUGACAGCACCACAACGGCGAAGAAGGUUCGAUUUAACAUGAAACCCGAAGUUCACGUAAUGCUCGCUUGGGACUACGCUUAUCGGGCUGCCAGGAAGAGCGAGUGGCAGGUGAUGGCGCGGGAUCGAGCCCGCUUUCAGCAGAGGAUUAAGCGCAUUUCGCCCAUUUUAAACGCCGUCCUUACUCCAAUUCACCGCGAAAGCGUCUACCAUGCUCGAUUCUUGCCCGAGGAGGAGCCUGUUUCUAACCUGAAGUAACUUUUGAUGUACAGAUUACAGUUUUAAACGAUUACAAAAUUAAAUUAAGCACAAGUUGUUUGCGUGUAUGUAUAAAGUGAUCGAUUUAGCCGCUGAGUUCGUGAUUUAUUUCUGAAACCAAAAACUGUUAAACCAUGUAAAGUAUAUCAAAAAACAAGUACACUUUUCUUCGCCCUUAGUUUUAAAACAUUUAGAUGUUUGAAUUUGUUAAUAACAGGAUUAGCAUAUUAUAAACAUAACUUUAAAUAAAUUAAGCAUUAGACGUA